Protopolystoma xenopodis is the source of this 537-nucleotide messenger RNA. Lineage: Eukaryota; Metazoa; Platyhelminthes; Monogenea; Polystomatidea; Polystomatidae. The record is from the annotation of a GenBank genome assembly.
AUGAUUCACAGUCUUGAUCGGCUUCAUGAUCGGCCUGUUCUCUGCAUUGUCUUCAAUCCUGUCCUACAGGUCGUCGUCUCAGCUGAUCCUUCGGGUAUGCUGGAGUGUUGGGGGGGCCCGCGACACAACUACGAGCUCCCGACUGGCUGCUUUCGCUGGAAGUAUAAAUCAGAUUCUGAUCUCUACUGCCUUUUCGCUUUAAAAACCCAUGCAGUCUCACUAGCGGUAUCCCCCAAUGGAAAGCUAUUGGCCUGUUUAUGUGAGGAUAGAAAGGUGCGAGUUUUGCGGUUUGUAACGAUGAAACUGAUGGUCGUCUAUGACGAAAGCUUACAGCAAUACUCUGAAAUGCAAUCGAAUAAGCAAAUUCUUCCUUCCAUGGAAUUUGGUCGUCGCCUUGCCCAGGAAAAGGAGCUGGAUCGUCUAGACGCCAAGUACCUUGUAAAUCUUGGUAAGUGCCACUUAUCUACUUGGCUCCAUGCCUACACUUUUUUGCGCUUUUUUAUAGAGAGAUGGAGCAAUAUGUGUACUCGUGAAUAG